This is a messenger RNA of Acipenser ruthenus (sterlet), 3007 nucleotides long. Its product is annotated as glia maturation factor beta. Gene Ontology annotation, biological process: negative regulation of Arp2/3 complex-mediated actin nucleation; actin filament debranching. The record is from RefSeq and is a predicted model, not a curated record. Lineage: Eukaryota; Metazoa; Chordata; Actinopteri; Acipenseriformes; Acipenseridae. The transcript has 7 exons. Gene Ontology annotation, cellular component: actin cortical patch. Bases 108 to 536 code for a protein of 142 amino acids. Gene Ontology annotation, molecular function: Arp2/3 complex binding; actin binding.
UUGGACAGCAGGGAAGUCACAAGACUCUAGGAAAAAAAAAAAAAAUCCAGCAGGCAGGCAGGCAGGCAGGGAGGGAGACACAGGGAAAGCUUGAGACUGCUGGGAAAAUGAGUGAAUCGUUGGUCGUGUGCGACGUCGACGGAGACUUAGUGGAGAAGUUAAGGCAGUUCCGUUUCCGGAAAGAAACCAGCAACGCUGCCAUUAUAAUGAAGAUUGACAAAGACAAACAGCUGGUCAUCUUGGACGAGGAAUAUGAGGACAUUUCUCCAGAUGACCUAAAGGAUGAGCUUCCAGAAAGACAACCCAGGUUCAUUGUUUACAGCUACAAGUACCAGCAUGACGAUGGCCGUGUUUCCUACCCUCUCUGCUUCAUCUUCUCCAGCCCAGUCGGGUGCAAACCUGAACAGCAAAUGAUGUACGCAGGGAGCAAGAACAAGCUGGUGAAGACUGUGGAGCUGACGAAGGUGUUUGAAAUCCGGAACACGGAGGACCUGACCGAGGAGUGGCUGCGUGAGAAACUGGGCUUCUUCGGGUAGAGGCUGCAGCCCGGGGCGGGGCGGGGCGGGGCGGGGUGGGGUUGAAGUACCUGUUGUACUUACGGUAUCUUUUCAAACAUUUUGUCUGUGGAAACUUCAGAAUUCAGAAUUCCCCCCACCCCACAUGACUGAGAACAGAGAGAGGAGCUCUGGUAGGACCAGCCCGAUUUAGUGCUACCCUUAAACUGCCUGACCUCGGGUAACAUGGGCUAAUCGGGGGCUGUGAAACCAGGCGUCAGAUUUGUAGCUGUGUUAAUGUUUACAGUGCAAACAUGCAUUCUGGCAUUUUAUUUCAUUUUGGUUUCAUAUUUUUUCUAAAUAUCUUUUUUUAUUUUUUUAUUUUUUUAAUUUCAGUUUUAUUUAACAACCGUUAAAUUGGGGUCCAGACAAACACGUUGUGAACGUGGUGCUGUUGUGGUGAUGUCAUGACAUCUGCACAUGGACACGGAAACACGCACAGGAACAUGCUUUUACUGUCACUAUGGUAAUAGAAUAUGGCGAGAGAAAUGGUGAACUACUGCAGCCCUUUAAAAAUAUUAUCAUCCAAUGGUAUAAGAGAUUACAAUAUUUCUAUUGUCUCCAGAAUUCUGGAAUAAUAUCAAUUUUUCACAAUUUUAAAAAGGCAGGACAGUAAGAAGCUACUUUUGUUUGGGUGUGACAUUUUAGUUUGGGUUCUUCAAGGUUUUCUAACAAAUAAACCAGCAGUUGGCAAUAUAGCCAGAUUUUUGUUUGUUGACAUUCCUAAAAAACUACAUUUCCCAUGAUCCUUUUGUUUGUGGGGUGCCCGGGACAAAGCGUUAAAGCAGGUCCUUAAUCACAGGACUACAUUCAAAUGUUGCUUUUGCUCAGUUUAAUGCAAUUCUCCAACCGUGAUCACAAAUCAGUGCGAGGAAAAUCAGUCUGCCUGAGGCUUUAAUGGGGUCAACGGUAAAGGGAAAUAAAAAACCUAAACGCAAAGUAUUUUAAACGUUUAAUCCAAAACGCCCUGUUUAUGGGGUCUUGUAUAGAUUUUUCUUCAGUUUUUUGAGGGAAAAAAAAGGUAAUUAAUACAAUGUAAACCACUGUAAUUGAGUACAGCAUGAAAAUUGGUGUAAAGUUUGAUAGAAAUACAAAAGUAAAAUACAAAGAUGGCUAUAGAUGCUAAAUCAAGUCUGCUGUUUUGUUGAAAACGCGCGUGAUUGUUUAAAUGGUAAACGUCUGCUUUAAAGAAUCUAUUAAAGGUAGGUGUACUCCCUCAAAUCUGCCCCAGGGAAUUCUGGUGAGAAAAGAUCUGUAGCAAACAGGGUCUUUUCUCACAGCUGUUUGUAUGGGCUUUUCCUUUAGGUCAAACCCUUCAACUAGAACAAUAAUACAGGGGAACAGGACAUUAAAGAAUUCAACAAUGCUCAAGUAAUAAAAAAAAACAUGUACAAUACAAAAUAAACCAACCUUUGAACAAAUGAAUUCUUCCUCUAGUUCCACGUAGUCCAGUCCCCAAAGGAAUGCCCAGGAUUGAGAGGAGAGGAGAGGAGAGGAGAGGAGAGUAACAGGUCUGUGCUUGGGGGUGAUAUGAGAAUGUUUAGCCCCAGCACCAGGGCAGUUGUCAAGAUCACACUACACAGAAGCUCUCUUCUGCUCUUCCAAACUAAUAGUCUGUAGAGCAGGAGUUCUGGAAGAAGACAUUCUUUCCCUUGAAUUACUUGCUCAUAAGAAUAGUGCCAUUUUGAGGUCAGUGAGUUCUUAUUAGUAUUGUUAUUGCAGUGGGGUUUAGGAGCCUGCUCUGACACUUGAAUGCAUGCCCUCCACAUUCAGGACAGUACAGUUGAACCAAGCCCCUCCCUUUGUUCUUGAAUGCACAUGUACUUCAUAGCUUAGCAAUAAGGCAUGCAGUAAGUUUAAAACCCUUAAGAGUAUUGUUUGCAAAAAUCCUCAAACCUAGGGGAAUGGUUGUAAACAUGAUAAAUAAGACUUUUCAUCUUCAUGGCAUAGUUUCCAUACUUUGACCCUGUGUUUCACAUUGUGUCCAGCACACUGGACUUUAAAAAAUGUGUUUGCAGUAUGAUAGGCUUGGUAUUAUGUUCAUUUUGAUAUCAUGUUACUCUAUGUUAUUGCUGCAUGUUUGUAUUUUUUAACUGGGUAAACAGACCCUUAAAGUGAUCCAGCUGGGUUUAGUUUGACCGAAGCACUAUUAAAUUGAAGUGUUGAGUUACAGACAGGUUUACUGGUGUCUGGUGAUACUGUCAUUAAUACACACGCUUACACAUUUCAGUCUUCUACACAUGUCCUUUAUUAUUGCUAAUUCCACACUUGCUUUGUGCUUUUAAAAGUCUCUUUGUCCAGCGAAUCUUUCGUCUGUGUAGAUGUUUGCUAUCAAACUUUGGGACCUGACGAUGUGAAAUCUUUUGUAAUUUGCAACGUACUGUACCAACAAUAUAAUGUGACUGAAUGCAAAAACGUAAAUCAAUAAAAUACAAAUUAAAAAACAACAAAAA